GGAGAGGAGAGAUUGAGUGCCCAGGAUCAAAGUGGUUGGUUUGAUUAAAAGCCACUGUCUCCUGCCCUGAUUUGCUAGCCGCACAACGACGAGCCAGGUGCAGCCCCAACUUGUAUACAUAUGUAUGUCUGAUGCCAAUUUUAAGAGCCAGUGGCAUAAUUGUACAUGUCAGUCUUGUCGUCCGAUACGUACAUGUACAUGUAUGCGCCGGCCCGGGUGAGGGACGCGGGUGAUGCUCUGUUAACCACUCUGGCCACGGUCGGUCGUCUCAUCUCAAACUGAUCUGAAGCCCAGGAGGCGGUGGCGGGGUUCUCUGUACAACGAAGGCUGUGUCAGGGUGACAGGUUUUCUGUGGACAAAUUCAGAGGGUUAUCUUCUCUACUCCGAGGAUUGUGCUGACCUUGCAUACUGACGCAGUGUCUUGUCAGCAUUUAUCAGGAUGUUUGAUCAUGAACCAGAGCUUCAUGAAACAUUUCUAAUGAUGGGGUGUUCGUGCCAAAUCAGAGGAGAUUGUUGAAGUUGUCAAGACUGUUGUAAUUUGCUCGUUGCGCUGCCGUAGAAACAAACUGUGAUAGAGGAAAACUAAAAAGGAAGAUCUGCCUGCACUGCAAGUGUCCCAGGGAGGACCACUACAUCAUGUCGGGGGACCAGGAGAAGACGGUGAGCCGUAUGAUGACGGACUUCCACCAGCGGAACUCCACGUCGGACGACGACAGCGGCUGCAUCCUGGAGGAGUACACCUGGGUGCCCCCCGGCCUCAAGCCGGAGCAGGUCCACCAGUACAUGAACGCCCUGCCGGACGACAAGAUCCCCUACGUGAACAGUGAGGGGGAGAAGUACCGCAUCAAGUCGUUGAUGCAGCAGCUGCCUCCCCACGACAACGAGGUGCGCUACUGCAACGGGCUGAGCGAGGAGGAGAAGCGGGAGCUGAAGCUGUUCAGCGCCCAGCGCAAGCGGGAGGCACUGGGCCGGGGCACGGCCAGGCCCCUGCCCCUGACCCUGGCCGGCUGCGUGUGCUACGAGUGCGGCAAUGCUGUCUGCGGCGGAGACAUCGCCAUCUUCGCCUCGCGGGCCGGCCCCAACGCCUGCUGGCACCCAGCCUGCUUCAUCUGCACGGUCUGCAAGGAGCAGCUGGUGGAUCUCAUCUACUUCUACCGGGAGGGCAAGAUCUAUUGCGGCCGGCACAACGCCGAGACCAUGAAGCCCCGCUGCGCUGCCUGCGACGAGAUCAUCUUUGCCGAUGAAUGCACGGAGGCCGAGGGUCGCAGCUGGCAUAUGAAGCACUUCUGCUGUUUUGAGUGCGACAAGGAGCUGGGCGGUGAGCGCUACAUCAUGCGGGAGGGCAAGCCCUACUGCUGCACCUGCUUCGAGACCAUGUUCGCCGAGUACUGCGACACGUGCGGCGAGCCCAUCGGGGUGGACCAGGGUCAGAUGUCCCACGAAGGCCAGCACUGGCACGCCACGCAGAAGUGCUUCCAGUGCUGCACCUGCGGGGUCUCGCUGCUGGGCCGCCCCUUCCUGCCCAAGCACGGACUGAUCUACUGCAGUGGGAGCUGCAGCCGGGGGGAGAAGGCAGUGACGGCUGGCCCCCUCACCUCCCCACAGGAGAUGGACGACCCCAUGGGGCUGGGCUCGCCCAAGAUGAGCCGCAGCCGGCGGCCGAUCAACAUGGAGGAGCUCAACCUGGACAACCUGUCAGUGGCCACUGCGGAGGAGCGAACGCAGCAGUCUAUUCACCGGUCGCGCAACCUGUCGCGCCACUCACUGCCCGACCUGCGGCGCCAAUCGCAGACAUCAGCUGAAGACAGGCGGCGUGCCAGUGUCAGGACUGCCUCAGAGAGGAGACGGAACAGUACUGCAGCAGCACAGAGCCGGGCCUAUAAGGAGGAAGCGGUGCAGGGCAGGUACAAGGCUGCACCCAGCACGGAUCAAAUGCAGCGGAGGGCAACCAGCGACGUUAGAACGGCCACAAACACCAUUGGAGGCUCCCAGCGAACACAGUCCACACACAGCAUCAACGAAGAGCGCUUCGUCACCCCACGCUCGGACAGUAGCUACAGGCACGGUCUGGUGCCCAAAACCAAUGCCAACUACCACAAUGGGAUGAGGAGGCCGGAAACCAUGGGACACUACUCCACGCAGCCCAGGAAUCCCCGGGAUCCGGAAUACUUUGACCGAAAGUCCAACGUGUACCACUCGGAGAGGGUCACGGGCCGCUCACGCUCCGAGAUCACGCUCGAUCAGAGAGCCGCUAUGGAUCGCUACUCCAGCGGGCGGAGGAGGGGUUACCGUGAUGACUAUUUCUCCAGUUCAUCCUCGUCAGAGGAUGAGGACUAUUUCAGCCCUAGUCACAAGGCUCAGCUGGGGCCCAGAAUCCGUUACGUGGAGACCUAUGCAAGGACUCGUUCUCAGUCGCAGCCUUUCAAUCAAAAGCAGUCUGGCCAUCGGAAGAAAUCCAAGCAGAGAGGAAAGAACUGCAUCGUGUCCUGAUGUAGCAUUUUUGUAACAUUAUCAAGUUUGUGCUAUGAGACUUUUAUACGCAAAAGUAUCUGUUACAUAAAAGAGAAGACGAUGUAAGUCAUUUCUUUACAUAUUUUUGUUACUCCAUAUCCCGCCUGACAUGCUUUACACGUCAGUCAUUGUCAUAUUUAACCCUAACACUUCAAUCCUUCACCUGUUGGAGGACUGAGGACUGUUAGGGUCAAUAUAAAAUUUUUGUCCACGUCCACGGAGUGUGUUAAGUGCCACCAAAUUCACUCAACUUAACAAAAAAAUGCCUUAAUUUAAAAAAGUAACUCUUUCAAAACAGCUGGCUUUGAACUUACCGGUAAGGUUCUCAAGGGCGAGACUAUUUCAGGCAAUCAUAACACUACACCUGGGUUCACAUAUUUAUAUUGGUGGGUCAUUUGGUAUUUCUUUGGGGUCCUUCUUUUUUUUUUUUCGUGUCUCUAUCACAUCUGAUGUAUGAUUUAUACAUUUACAAACGCGUUCUUUAAAUUGCAAGAGUGAUUAAGUAAUGCAAAGUACCUGUCAGACAUAAAAAAGGUUUUGAGUUCACUUCAAGAAGUAUUUCGUCAUCACAUUAACUGGUGUAACGGACACAAACGUCACUUGCAGACCUCCCAUUCAUAGAAUGACCCGUGCACAUUUUUAUAACCCUGCGUAAAGCUCUACAAAUCAGAUUUUUUAUUAACCUAUGAUUUUUCUAGUGUGGACAUGGGUGACCUGUGCAAUGUCGCUCCAAGGUUUCUCUUGUACCAUUCACUGGAACCAUAUACCAUUUAAACACACUGAGCUUGACUUGCACUGUCAAACUGGAUGCACAUAUGCGCUUUAUCACUGGCCGCAAUUUUGUGUCUAGAGUAGGCAACAGCACCCUCAGAGUGCGAGUCACGUUCUCAGACCCGGAAGUAUUGGGAAUUACACUGCACACUCCAGUUCUUGAGAUUACCAAACUUCUUGUCUCCAUGAUAGCAGAAAUUAUCGCCAAGUUUAGGACGUGCCUGUCCUUUCAUGAAAACGUUUGUGGCCACGGGGGGAAUUUUGAAGCUGUCGUAACAGGUCAGGAAAAGGUGUUCAAAUUGAAAUCCGAGGCAGAGUAACAGCACGGACCUCAGUCUGCAUAACUUUUGGCUGCUGCCAGGCAGAAGGGUAUAUUCAGCCAACUUUUGGCAUUGUAAGUUAUGUGGGACAAAACGAAGCCUGAAUGACCUGCCAGGAUACGGCGAUUUGUGUCUUUGCAUACCGCCGUGUGUCAUUACACUGUAAUGUUGGCACCAACCAAGCUAAGGAGAUAUUUUACAGUCAAUGGUCAUGGCUUUAAAGAGCUUGGCAGCUUGACAUCAUACUUACCUUUAUCACUUUGAGCUGUGUUGUCCUGUACUCCCGCUGGUAGGUGGUAAGAAAAUUUAAACCACUGGAUCCCUCAAACUGAGAGGCUAUUUUGUAUGGUACUCCUGGGCCCUGGCCAGUUGUAGGCAAGAUUUCUUCAGUCAGGAAACAUUGGGUGGAGUUGUGAAUGCUUUCAUGUGUUCCCACAGUUUUAAGCUGGUGUCCGGCAUGUGUGUGGUUCCAACCAAUUACAGAACAAGUGCGGCUGCCCUGGUCGGCGCCAAGCUGCGGGCAAGACGCGUUUGCCAGAAAAUUGGGGCGGACUUCAGUGCAUCCCCACAAACCACAGAACAGGAUUGUGUGAACUGUCUUCUCUCUACUCCAUUCACCUGCACAGCGUAACCUCGUUAUUUCAUCUCACCCACACCACGCAUUUUCUUGUUGAAUUUCUACUCUCCAAAACCAUGUACAUACCUCUUCUCAAAAGGAAUGUGAACUUGCCUCAGUAUGAAAUCGUUCAUGUACAUGUACAUCUAGCUUUCACUUUUCAGUAUGUGUUCAACUCCACACUGCUGCUGUCACACAGACGCUAUCCCAUAACUUCACAGACGCUAUCCCAUAACUUCAACAGAUUUGUGAUUGUUUUGUUGGCUGCUAUUGCUGUCUAAUUCAGCAGAUAUACCACUGCACUGUACUUCAAUAUACAAACGUCAGUACAAGUGUUCUGUAUUCAACAAAAUAUUCCAAUAUUUUUAUGGUUAAUGUUUAAAGCUCUUUUUCAAAUUCAGCUGAUAAGUGACAUCUAAUACAGCACUUGCUUAAAAAA
Messenger RNA from Acanthaster planci (crown-of-thorns starfish), 4657 nucleotides. Its product is annotated as prickle planar cell polarity protein 3-like. The record is from RefSeq and is a predicted model, not a curated record. Gene Ontology annotation, molecular function: zinc ion binding. Lineage: Eukaryota; Metazoa; Echinodermata; Asteroidea; Valvatida; Acanthasteridae.